Messenger RNA from Candidozyma haemuli, 2457 nucleotides. RefSeq lists its product as uncharacterized. Gene Ontology annotation, molecular function: protein binding. The transcript has a single exon. The record is from RefSeq and is a predicted model, not a curated record. Lineage: Eukaryota; Fungi; Ascomycota; Pichiomycetes; Serinales; Metschnikowiaceae. Bases 1 to 2457 code for a protein of 818 amino acids.
AUGUCUGACGCAGAACAAACACCGCUACUGCCUUCAAACAACAAUCAGGACAAGGCUGCCAACGAAGAAUUGUCCUUGACUGACAACUCAGACAACAUUGACAACAUUGACAAUGCCCUCGGAGACUCAAACCAGGAUGAUAAUUUGGACCCUUCUUUAGAUCCCAUGUUGGACCCUACUUUGGAUGACAACUUGGACGACGGUUUGCAGAACAUGACUUCAGAGCCAAAUGAGUUCUUCGAUAUGGAUAUCGACAGCAAAGACGACCUGCCUGAUGGUGAUAAACAGCUACAAGAGCUACCCGAAAACACGUCUGAAAACGCGGACGAUGCUGUGUUCGAUACUGCCGAUCUUGAAAACCCCGAGGACGAAAAGUCAGAAGAUGUUGAGAAUCUAGACAAAGCCAACGAGGAUGCCAACAUGGAUGUUGAUAGCCUGGUUAAAGACCUGGAGUCUGCCACGGCUGAGCAGGAUGACACCGAGAAAGAUGACGCAAAGGAUGAAGAGAAGAGCGACGAAAAGGUCGAAGAAAAGGAUGACGAGAAGGAUGACGAGAAGGAAAAGCCUAAAGAAGAUGUUCCGGAGAAGUCGUCUGUGUCACCUUCCGAAACUACACCUAUUCCAUCUACCGAAACUGACUCUGUUUCGAAGCCUGCCACUGCAACUGACUCGAACACCGAAGGUGACGAGAAGGUUACCGAAAGCCGAAAGAGCGCUCCACGUAUAGAAGAUGACGAGCCAGAGAUCAAGAAAGAGCAGUCUGCUACCGUGGAGAAACAUGAAAGUGACUCUGAGGUUGAGGAGGAUGUCUUUGAUCAAAAGUUGGGCGACUCUAGUGGUUUAGACACGGAUGACAAGUCUCGUAUUCGUCAGACCCAUGCCAUAAUAAUUCCAUCAUAUGCGUCAUGGUUCAACAUGAAGAAGAUUCAUCAAAUUGAGCGUGAUUCAUUGCCUGAAUUUUUCAACACGUCACAUCCAUCGAAAUCUCCCAAAAUCUACGCCAAUUACAGAAACUUCAUGAUUAACGUUUACCGGUUAAACCCCAACGAAUACUUGACAUUGACCUCCUGUCGCCGCAAUUUGGUCGGUGAUGUUGGCACAAUAAUGAGAGUCCAUCGUUUCCUCACAAAAUGGGGACUUAUAAACUAUCAGGUGAACCCUCAACUCAAACCUGCCUAUGCUUUAGAAAAGUUACCGAACGGAUCCCUGGUCGGAUUACCAUACACCGGCGACUUUCAUGUACAAUACGACACCCCUAGAGGUUUAUUCCCCUUUGAUACUUUCAAGGUGAACACUGAAAAUGUGAACGCGGAGAAACUUAAAGCUCUUCUUGGGUCAGAAAAAGGUAUUAAUGGCUCUUCAGAUCAUGCAGAAUCGCAAAACGAUGAUUUGGGCCUCGAUAUCGAACCAUCUCAGAAGAAGCGCAAGAUUGAAACUGCUGUUGACGACAAUUGGUCUACUGAAGAACUUUCACUGCUCGUUCUUGGUAUCAAAGAGCACAGAAAUGACUGGUACAAGAUCGCCAAAAAAGUCGGAAAUGACAAAACUCCUCAGGAAUGUAUUCUCAAGUUCCUUGGUAUGCCGUUGGAGGACAGGUUCAAUGCCCUUGACUCCAAGGAUGACAGCAUUAUAAAAUACGCAGCAAACUUCCCAGUUUCAUCCACUGAUAAUCCAGUUAUUGGAAACCUUGUCUUCAUGACGAAUCUUGUUGAUUCCGAUGUGGUGAGAGCAGCUACUAAGCGUGCUUCGGAUAAAUUGGACGAAAAAUUCUUUGAAAGAAUUGAGAAAACGCAAUCGGUCUCUGGAAAAGAAGGAUCUGACGAAAAGAAAGAAAGCACUGAGUCCAAUGGCUCGGCCAACCCCGAAUCGAUCGAUCCUGCGCUCGAGGACGACUUAAAACAAGUAUUCAACACUUCUGAAUCAAGUGAAAACAUCAAGGAUGCUGCAGCUGGUGUCUUGGGCACUGUCGGUGGCCGCAGUCAUUUGUUUGCCAAUUACGAGGAGAGAGAAAUGCAAAGGUUGACUUCAAGUAUUCUUAAUAACGAACUUACCAAACUUGAUGUGAAGAUGAAUAAGGUCAAUGAACUCGAAAAGAUUUUCCAGAGAGAGAGAUCCAACUUGUCUCGUCUCCAAAAUGAGAUUUUCUGCGAUAGGCUUGCAUUGACCAGAUCAACGGUAAGCAUUUCAAAGAAACUCAAUGACGCUCUUGAACUUCUCAAAUCCUCGAAAGAAGGAGAGGCCACUCCUGGUGAUAAGGUGCAGAAUAUCGAAAGCAUUAUCAAGGAAGCUCAGUCAUUGCUUUACAAGCCUACUGUGCUGGCAUUCGACGACAAAGACUCUAAACAAGAGUCACAAUCCAGAUCUGAAGAUACCGAUGCCAAGACACAGAACUCCGAAUCCACAGUCAAGCCCUUGUCCAUAGAGACUCCUCAAUCUUUCAAGGUAUGGGUACCAUAA